Messenger RNA from Ectocarpus sp. CCAP 1310/34, 2204 nucleotides. The record is from the annotation of a GenBank genome assembly. Lineage: Eukaryota; Phaeophyceae; Ectocarpales; Ectocarpaceae.
GGUGCGCGUGUAGCCUUCAUUUUCUCUCGUGCGGGAUUUUCAAUUUUUGUUGUCGACAGGGAAGCAGGCGGUGCUCACAAGACCUCGCAGAUGCAGAACGAAAGCAACGCCGCCGCUUCUUUUUCGGGGAACCGGGGAACAGAAAGCACUGGCCGCCAACCCUCGUCCUCUUCGUCAGCCCCGGUGGCGACCACUGGCGAAUCUCCACCGGGAAAGCAAGGCAGCGGUGGGGGCGAUGCCGACGGUAGCGAUGACGACAGUGAUGACACCGGUGUGCACAUCGGCGGUGUGGCCUCGGUAGAAGCGGAAGAGAUCAACCGCGCCGAUGCGGUUUCGAAAAAAGCUUUUUACGGCGCCGGAUCUCGCCGGCCGGCUGCAGGUGUGGCUGAGGGCCGGAAUUCCGGGCGCGUGGGCAGAGCAGCGGCGGCGACGACUGGUCUUGCUGGCGGAUUGAACGCGGCAAGAAGACUGGGUGGUGGCGGUGUUGGAGAUGAUGGAGGCGGCAGCGGCCAUGCCGGCGGCAAUGGCGACAGUGCGAGCGGGGUGCAUGGGGCAAAACGGCCACGAAAGAAGGUGGUACUUGCUAGCGAGUUCAGCGACAGUAGUUCCGACGAAGACAGGGAAAUUGAAUGCAGCAAAAGCGGCCCAAUAAUGCCGCAACCAAGCACGUCCAUUCCGGCGCCAAUAGAGACAGGUCAUUCGACGUCGCCGUCGCCGGAGGUUCCUCGUCAAAAGCUACCGGCCCACCAUCAGCCAUCGCUUUUCUUUGCCAGCACGACGCGAAGAGCACGACAACCGGGGCCAAACUCUCUCAGCGGUCGAGCCGACGACAGCAGUAACGCGGCAGCGACAGGCCCGACAGAGAGUGCCGCUCCCGCCGUGUCGUCCGACCGCGGUGAUGUUGGCCUCUCUGGCGAUGCGACUGACAUGACAGCCUCGUCGGCGGCGCGGCAGGAACCACCUCCGGCUGGUGCAGAAGCAGUAACGAGAGUGGGUCAGCGUGAGCCCCCCGUGGGUUGGGUGAUUGAUGUAAGACCAACACCUCCUUCCGAUAUCCCCCUGCUGCCUCGGCGAAAGAAGCAAAGACGGAAAAAAGCCGGCGGUGGGUUGGCAGCGGCGGGGUUGGCAGCGACGCCAACUGGCCACAAAGACACCGUUUCGAGCGCUGCGACGGACGGAGAUAUCAGUGUACGAGACGAAGAUGCGCACCCUGCUAGCUCGGCUGUGCUAGAACCAGGCAUGCCUACCGGCCGCGGCGGCGGUGGCCGCGGCGGUGGAAGAAGCGCCCAAGCCACUUCUACUGGCGAGGAGGAACCGGUUGAGGCCCAGGGGGCCGGGGUCAGCGAUGCCGCCACGCCGAGGAGGCGGCAAGCUUCAUGUUCAAACACCGGACGCGGAAGCGGCGGCGGCGAAGACGACGAAGAAUGUAAGAGCGGUGCUACGAAUGCACCAGGACUUCCGAAGGACAUGACCGAACGUCCGAAGAAGGCCACAUCGAAACCAUGGUCCGGUGUCACCAACUCUCGCAAGCCCGGUACUGCUGUGCUUCCUGGCACCGCAGGUGCUGCUGGUGCUGAUGCUGGUGUUGCCGCUUCUGCUGCCACCGCCGAGGCUGGCCGAGGGGCGCUCGGCCGUAGUGUGAAUGCCGGCCGUGUGCCCCAAAAGGGAACCGUGCACGCUGCCGAUGGAUCGGAGAGUGAGUCGAGGGGCGACCUGAGGAUGACACUGCAGAUGCUGCAGCUGACUUCGGCGGGUAACAGCAAGCGGAGUGCUACGGAGACGGAGCGUCAACCAAAGGAGACGGACAAGACGAUUGGGAGCGGUGGCGGUGGCGGAGGACAGGCGGGCACGAAAAGAAGCUGGUCUGGCGAAGGGCGAGAAGAAGAGUCCAAGAGCGUGAAGAAGCCAAAAAAGAAGAAAAAGAAGGCGGGAGCGGGGGGAUCCUUCCCCUUGUCCGCUGUGAAGAGGGACGACAUUGAUGACAUAUUCGGCACUUUGACUUAGCUUCCGCACAACAAGUGUUUGCGGAACGAUCUACUUCACCGAUAUGGAUGGGGUUUUGGAUCUGCUUGCCCGUGGUACCAGAUCUCGCAGAGCAGCGUGCAGCGGUCGUAUAGCUGCAGCUUAAGUUGUAAGAUGCUCAGGAGGAUCAGAAAGUUUUCUUGCGACUUCUUUGCGGCGGCAAUAAUACUAGCAAUCGGCCC